AUGACGUAUAAAAAAUCAAAAGUGGCUUUAUCGUCUAAAUAUUCAACAUCAUUAACUGGCUAUUAUCCGUACAGCAAUUAUGUUUCAUCUCCAGCGGGAACAGAUCCCUCUUCAAUGAAAUUUCCCUAUAGUGAUCCGUCUAAAACUAUGCCAUUUGCGUUUAGCUAUCCACAACAUGAUUCAUUACAUUCUCUAUCUUAUAAUGGCUCUCAACGUAAACAACGUCGUGAACGUACAACAUUUACAAGAGCGCAACUAGAUCAAUUAGAAGCUCUAUUUCACAAAACAAGAUAUCCUGAUAUUUUUCUACGUGAAGAAGCAGCAUUAAAAAUAAAUCUUCCAGAAUCAAGGGUUCAAGUUUGGUUCAAAAACAGACGAGCUAAAUGUCGACAACAAGAUAAAGCAAAAAAUCCCAAACCAUCGUCAUCUGUUCAUCCCGACAAAGUCAUGGCAGCAAAUGAAAUAUCUCGUUCUCAUGAUACAUCAACAACACUCAAACAAGAAGCAAAAAGUCCAGUAUGUUCAAGUCCCGUUACAUGUAAAGUAGUAGCAUCAACAACAAAUGGAUGUAAUGGUGGAGCUGGCAGAAAUAGUCAUUCACCAACAAGUGCCGGCAGUUCUGGAUGUUCAUCAACUAAUACUACGAGUAGUCAGUCACUAUCGUCACCGUCAUUUUAUCGUACAGACAGUCUCGCCGCUCAAGUAGCCUCGGCUGCUUGGUCGACUCAAGCAGCGGCUGCAGCCGGUUACAAUAUACCGUAUCCAAAUUCCACUUAUAGUCCACAAAAUUAUUCCGCAUUUUAUUCUGAUUAUAAUUUUCAAAAUAUGUACAAAACUCCAUCGACAUAUUCAAAUAGUCUAACAGGACAUUCAAAUACAACUUAUAGACAUGAUGACUUUUUACAACCACCUUAUACUGGACGUCAAAUAUCUCCCGAUGAUGUAUGGCCGACUAAAUUUCAAAAUUUUUAA
Didymodactylos carnosus is the source of this 972-nucleotide messenger RNA. Lineage: Eukaryota; Metazoa; Rotifera; Eurotatoria; Philodinida; Philodinidae. The record is from the annotation of a GenBank genome assembly.